Acipenser ruthenus (sterlet) is the source of this 4932-nucleotide messenger RNA. RefSeq names its product wingless-type MMTV integration site family, member 9B (gene wnt9b). The transcript has 4 exons. Gene Ontology annotation, biological process: multicellular organism development; cell fate commitment; canonical Wnt signaling pathway. Gene Ontology annotation, cellular component: extracellular region. Gene Ontology annotation, molecular function: frizzled binding; cytokine activity. Lineage: Eukaryota; Metazoa; Chordata; Actinopteri; Acipenseriformes; Acipenseridae. The coding region runs from base 69 to 1133 and encodes 354 amino acids. The record is from RefSeq and is a predicted model, not a curated record.
UGUAACGGAGUGGCCGGUAUUUCUCUGCGGAGGGGCACCGAGAUGAAGAGCUGCACUGACCCGAAAACAUGUGCCCCAGGCUCCCGUGGACUGCCUGCCUUCUCAGGCUUACUGCCUUCUGCAUCAUCUUCUUACACACAGCGGCUUAUUUCGGGCUGACAGCAAAGGAGCCCGUGGCGUUGCUGCCUGCGCCCCUCGCUGGAGACGUGCAGUCGGGCCGCGCUCACCUGAAGCAGUGUGAGCAGCUCAAGCUGACCCGCAAGCAGAAGCGUCUGUGUCAGAGAGAGCCGGGGCUGGCGGACACACUGCGGGACUCGGUGCGUCUCAGUCUGCUCGAGUGUCACUACCAGUUCAGGAACGAGCGCUGGAACUGCAGCCUGGACGGCCGCGGGAGCCUGCUUAAACGAGGAUUCAAGGAGACCGCUUUCCUAUAUGCCGUGUCCGCGGCAGCGCUCUCUCACUCGCUGGCAAAGGCCUGCAGCUCGGGCCGCAUGGAGCGUUGCACCUGCGAUGACUCCCCUGACCUGGAGAACCGCGAGGCCUGGCAGUGGGGGCUCUGCGGGGACAACCUCAAAUACAGCACCAAGUUCCUCAAGAAAUUCCUGGGGCAGAGAAAGACCAGCAAGGACCUGCGGGCGCGAGUCGAUGCACACAACUCCAACGUGGGCACCCUGGCUGUGAAGAGUGGUUUGAAGACCACAUGUAAGUGUCAUGGUGUUUCAGGCUCCUGCGCAGUCCGGACAUGCUGGAAGCAACUCUCCCCCUUCCACGAGACGGGCCGGCUCCUCAAGUUCAAGUUUGAGUCGGCGGUGAGGGUCGUGAGUGUCACCAACUCUGCCAUGGGGGAAACCGAGCUCGUGGGGCCACGUCGCUCCAGCCAUGCCCCCCGCGCCACCGACCUGGUCUUCCUGGAGGACUCGCCCAGCUUCUGCCGCCCCUCCCGCUACUCCCCGGGCACCGCGGGCCGACCCUGCGCCAAGGAGACCACCUGUGAUAGCCUGUGCUGCGGCCGAGGUUACAAUACUGCCCUGCGCCUCGUCACCUUCUCCUGCCACUGUCAGGUCCAGUGGUGCUGCCAUGUAGAGUGCCAAACCUGCAUCCAGGAAGAGGAGGUGUACAUUUGUAAACACUGAGGAGGAAGAGAGGAGAGAGGAGAGGGCAGAGGAGUGGAGAUAGGGGAGCGAUGAGAGAGAACUGGAGAAGAGGGAGAGAGGAGAGGACAGAGGAGUGGAGAUAGGGGAGCAAUGAGAGAGAAUUGGAGAGGAGAGAGGAGAGGAGUGAAAAAGAGGGGGCAAAGGGAUACGGUAGGGGAGAGAAACAAAGUGAACGAGAGGUAGAGGAGAUCAAGGAGGAAAGAGGUAGAAAUACAUUUAAUAUAGUUUGGAAGAAAGGGAAAUGGCAUGGGGAUAUUGUGAGUAUGGGAAAUUGAAGAUAAAGACAUGGAAGGGUUGGAGACAUGUAUAUUGAGAGAUGGCAACGCUGAUAGAGAAUUGAUGAGGAAAUUGGAAACAGCGUGGAAUUGAGAGCCAUAGAAAUGAGGGGGGGAGUGGACAUUAGAAGAGGAAGGUAACUGCAAUGUUCCAACAAACCAAAUCAGGGUGUCUUUCUGAUGGAACACAAUGAAUAGAGAAAAGAUGGAGAUGACAACCACAGGACAUGACUGAAAAGGGACAGGAAUCUGCCCUCCAAAUAAAUAGGCAUCCUAUUCUCUUGUGUGCUGGUCUGAUGGAUGUAUGUUGUCUCUCAAUGGCAUUCUGUAGGUUAUAGCACUUGGGAUUGUGUCGUAUAUCAACUAAGCGGGCACUGAACCAAGGAUCUUGGACUUCAGGACCUCUAUAAACUGCAGUUCAGUCCGGAGUCAUCUGUCUGUAUGUCUGUCUACAGGCCUGGUACAGGCUAGCACAGUGUUGGAUUUAAUGAUUGAGAUGGGUACAUCAUCUUACUUUUGGGAUAUACAGUGCUGGCAUUCCAGACCCGGUAACUAAAAUGCGUGCAUCUUUGGGAAAACGUAGGAAGCCAUAAAGCAGGACACACUGAGUCACUGAUACAGGCUUGUCACCUCCCAAAACUGUAACCACAAAGGUCCCCCCAUUCUCCAAUGCUUUCAAAGAUCUCUCAAGAUGAAUCCCCUCUUCACACACAGCUCUGCACAGGCUUGCUUUUAUGUUAUAUGCAGAAGAUCUUUCAUGUUAUAAGAAGCAUCUUGCAUGUAGAAGAUAUACCAUAUUAUCAAAUCAACUGUAAAUAUGAACUUAUUAUACAUAAUAUUUUAAAGAUGUAUUCUCUUACGAAUGGCCAAGGCUACCAUUCCUAUUGCAAAAGCUUGUGGAUCAAUAAUAGAAUAUUAAACUCCACUUACAAGUAAGUAGAUCAUUCAGAAGAUUAAACUGGAGUUGUGUUUGUGUUGAAACUGGAUAUGUUUUGCUCACACAUUGCAAUAAGGGGCACACUCUGCUUUUCAGAUAUAAGCCCCCCAGACAUACCAUAAAAAUGUUAGUGCAAAAUUAAUAAAUAACAUCACCUUUGGGUUUUAUUCAAGGUAAAGGCACAAUAUUUCUCGUACAUCUGCUCCAUUGUGGUGCUACCCAGUUAAUAACACACCGUCCAAGCACCCGGUAAUACAUACAUUUUUGUCAGUUUUUCAUUAAGUACUGUAAAUGGAAAACUACAAAGCUUAUGUAAUUUAAUAUAUUAACUUAACAUUAUUCGGCAUGUUUCAGCUGACUUUAUGAAGCAAAAUAAGUACAUUAUUUAGGGUGAUGCAAAGCUUUUGGCCAGAGCUGUAUGUAGUCAAAAGUUAUUAAUAAUAAGUGUGGAUAUGAAGACUUUGCCAUGGACCCCAGAAACUGGGGUUAAACUUCUGUAAUAAAAUAUUUAUUUAGACCAGAUUUUAGGUUUAAAAAAAGUAGCACAACCUUUAUGUAGAAAUGGCUGGCAGCAGAAAUCAAAACCUGGUAUCAAAUUUCAACUAAAGAAGGGAAAAAUUGAAUCUUAAACCCAACUGGCAUCUUACCAACACACAAAUACACACUCUGAUUCGGCCAAACUCACACUGACACACUUGUACACAUGUCUGUGUACAUUUUAAAGACAAAGCCUAUGAGUGUAACACACAUUUUUUUAGUAUCCUCAAGAACUCGUUAUUUUUAACCAACCUUUUUAAAAAGUUGUUAGGUAUUAGACCACUAUAAUCUCUAAACACUUGUAAUAAACUAUCUAUCUAUCUAUAUUACAGAUUAAACUAAUGUUGUUAAUGUUAUACUCAUAAUGAGAACUAAGCAAAUGUAAGUGAGAAUUAUAGAAUGAUUUCAUUAGUGCUGACCACUUUAAUAGUCUGAGAUUAUUGAUCAUGAAGGGCACCUGUACUGUAAAUAACAAAACAAGAAGCACUUAUGUAUCGCCCUGAACUAUAUAUGAAACAUGUUACCUGAGUUAAAGUGAAUUUAAAUGUACUGACAUGAAUGGCCAGCUCUGGCUUUCCCCCAGCCAGGACUGGCUGUGUUCUGAGCUUGUCAGAGGUGGUUCACUAUAAAGACACUGCAUAUAAAGUUCAACAGUUAGUUUAAAGCUGUCCAUGAUACUGGAAAUUACAUAAACCUGUAUUGGGUUUUAAUAAGGAAGUCAUAAUCUGCAUGGAAUAGGUUGUACAAUACCACUGUAAUACUAUCUAUCUAUCUAUCCACAAUGUGCAGAUUUAUUGGAAAACGCAAAUUAAAAUAAGUAGCAGUGAGUUUGUCAUGCACCCCCACUUGCCCCAUAAUGCCAUUACACUGGCGCUUGUAUUCUCAUAAUGCCAUUACACUGGCGCUUGUAUUCUCAUAGUGCUAUUACACUGGCGCUUGUAUUCUCAUAAUGCCAUUACACUGGCGCUUGUAUUCUCAUAAUGCCAUUACACUGGCGCUUGUAUUGAGGCUGUGUGGUCCAGUGGUUAAAGAAAAGGGCUUGUAACCAAGAGAUCCCCAGUUCAAAUCCCACCUAAGCCACUGACUCAUUGUGUGACCCUGAGCAAGUCCCUUAACCUCCUUGUGCUCCGUCUUUCGGGUGAGACGUAAUUGUAAGUGACUCUGCAGCUGAUGCAUAGUUCACACACCCUAGUCUCUGUACAUCGCCUUGGAUAAAGGCGUCUGCUAAAUAAACAAAUAAUUAAUUAAUUCUCAUAAUUCCAUUACACUGGCGCUUGUAUUCUCAUAAUGCCAUUACACUGGCACUUGUAUUCUCGUUGUAGGCAGAACACAGAUAGCAUGGCCUCUUACCUCUGACUCUCCACAACAGCGUUAUAAAGUGGGGUAGUAGUAGCACUGUAGUAGUGUUUACUAUAAUAUUAUAUUUUUUUAUUUCAUUUCUGUCUGAAAACUGGACAAAACAACCCAGCUCAUAUUACCUGUAGUAAGCACUGUACUUGCGUUCCUAGUUCUAUUCUUUUAUAGAGUGCUACCAUGGCUUUCUCACCUCUUAUUUAUUACCAGUAGUAUAAUUAUCACUGGCCUCAUAAAGCCUCCAUUUUAGAUGACUCAAUGCAGUAUCAGUCUGUGUGCUGCUUGCUGCGAGUAUAAUAUAUAUAGAAAACUGCUUGUUCUUCUCUCCAGUAGCUUUCUUUUAAUUCAUAUAAUUAUCUCUCCAAGGGAAUUAAAUCUCCAAAAAUUCUAAUAUUUUUCUACCUCACAUGUACAGCUUGUAGACAGAAGAAAAUGUAUUUGUUAUUUAUCGUCUAUAUAUAUAUAUAUUCUGAGUAGCUUUAAAGAAAACAAAACCCUUUUUUCUCUUAUUUGUACAUGUUGUCUGGGUUGUAGAUACUUUUUUGCGCUAUGUAAUAGUUUUGUUUCAUAUUCUUAUUUAAUGUCAAAAAAUGAAUUCAUACAUUUGUGAAAAUGUGUUUGCACUGAUGUCCUUCUGUUUAUGAUAUCAAUAAAAUGUAUACAAUCUUUCAUUUUG